Messenger RNA from Penaeus monodon (black tiger shrimp), 7272 nucleotides. It is a transcript of the gene PMCA, whose product is annotated as plasma membrane calcium-transporting ATPase 2-like. Bases 1103 to 4852 code for a protein of 1249 amino acids. The record is from RefSeq and is a predicted model, not a curated record. Gene Ontology annotation, cellular component: intracellular membrane-bounded organelle; membrane. Gene Ontology annotation, molecular function: P-type calcium transporter activity; ATP hydrolysis activity; ATP binding. The transcript has 25 exons. NCBI's taxonomy places the organism in Eukaryota, Metazoa, Arthropoda, Malacostraca, Decapoda, Penaeidae. Gene Ontology annotation, biological process: calcium ion transmembrane transport; regulation of cytosolic calcium ion concentration.
CAGCAGCGCCGCAGGUAACAAGUCACAAGGGCCGUGUGCAGACUGCUAUCUCCUCGGCCUGUCACAGCCAGCUCGGCUUGAUACGUCUCCCCAUCUUGUGCCCGGACGCUGAAGGCCCUUGUAGACGCGUGGGAGGCGUCGACGCCUGCUUUGCGUGAGUCUCCAGCCUGUAGGCCACUCCCCAGUGACGGGUGUACAUGUAGCGUGAUGAAUUCCCAACAAAAUACUGCGUUUUGUGCUGUGCCUGUGCAGGGAUAUGCGUAGAGCCAGUGCACACGGCUUGUCGGUGCACAGUGAUCAGUGAACGGGCGUGUGCGGAGAACAGGCCCGUUCGGAAGAGUUGAGAGGGAGGCGGGGAGAGCCUGGCGCUCGUCUACAUCUGGGACCGUCUCCGCCGCCGACAACCCGUUCGCCUUUGCUGACAUUCCUGCACCGCAUGAUGUCAGCCUAGAAGAAGGGAUCGCCCCUCCCGCCGAAUUAAGACACAGGCGGUUUCUUUAGACUGCCUCGAGGGAGAGCAUCUCGAAACUGCAACUAUUUAUGUAAGAAAAAGUGCAUCCAGUGGCUAGUCACCGGAAAUACUGUAAAGUGUGCGUCUCAGAGCUGAAGCGGUGACUCACUCACACAUGCUGUUUGUGUUGUGUUGACCCGAAAAACACGAUCACAGCAGCCGGAAGUAGUUCGAGCUUUUGUGCCUUCAAGUGUUUUCGAAGUUGCCUCAGAAAAAAAUCACUUGCUUUCUUUGUUUAUGUGUUUGUGUUUUUAGCAGCUAUUGGACGUCGACGCGCCAUAAAAGGCCGUAUGAUUUAAGGUGUUCCUCUAAAUGCCAAAUCGAUUAACGUCUUAUCAGGCACUGAGAUAAGCAAGGAUUCUAGAGAGAGGUUGUACCAAGAUCAUUCCCUAUCGUCGGCACUGCUGUAUCUUCGGGCCGUUUCAACUGGGCCUGCUGUAUUCUCAAGAUUUUUCGGAGCCUGGAUGUUCGGGAAGCCCAAGAGCGCGACAGCAGGAUAAAUGAGUGAGCGAUAGUCAUAACCGCAAAGGGACGGUGUAGUGGGGUGCCGUGAGCGUGGUGUGCAAGAGAGGAGCGUGAGCUGCGUGCAGGAUGGCCACCAUUGACGGACGACCGGCGCAGUAUGGCGUCACGCUCAAGCAACUGCGCGAGCUCAUGGAGCUGCGUGGUGGGGAGGGCAUAGAGCGCUUGGAUACUGAGUUCGGCGGCAUCCUCGAGCUUACCAAGAAGCUCUACUCCUCUCCCACCAAUGGGUUGAGCGGGAAUGCCAGUGACAUGGAGCACCGACGACAAACCUUCGGCUCCAAUGUCAUACCACCAAAGCCUCCAAAAACAUUCCUCACCUUGGUGUGGGAGGCGCUACAAGAUGUAACUCUUAUUAUCCUUCAGGUGGCUGCUGUGGUGUCCUUAGGUCUCUCCUUUUACAAACCCCCUGCAGAAAGUUCAUCAGGUCCACAAGUUGGUCAUCACGAUGAGGGAGAGGAAGAAGCAGGAUGGAUCGAGGGAGUGGCCAUUCUUAUAUCUGUGGCAGUAGUUGUUUUUGUCACAGCCUUUAAUGACUACACAAAAGAAAAACAGUUUCGAGGUCUACAAAGCCGCAUUGAGGGCGAGCACAAAUUCUCUGUUAUUCGAGGAGGAGAAGUCCAUGAUAUUGGAGUGGGAGAUAUUGUCGUUGGUGAUAUUUGCCAAAUCAAAUAUGGUGACUUGUUACCUACAGAUGGAAUCUUGAUACAAAGCAAUGACCUAAAGAUUGAUGAGUCCUCGCUAACUGGAGAGUCAGACCAUGUAAAGAAGGGGGCUGACACAGAUCCUAUGGUGCUCUCAGGGACACAUGUAAUGGAGGGCAGUGGAAAAAUGCUGGUGACUGCAGUAGGUGUAAAUUCUCAAGCUGGCAUUAUCUUUACACUUUUGGGUGCUGCUGCAGAUGAAGAAGAAGUUGAAGCUAAGAAGAGGAAAAAAGAGGCCAAAAAGCAGCGGAAAAAGCAGAAGAAGGGCGACUCAGGAGAAGAGUUGAUUGUCGCCAAUCCUAGCAAGCAAGGAGAAGGUGAGGCUGGAGCCGUGACGGGUAACUCUCACCACGCAACAGCAAACUCUGCCAACGCUGACGGUGAUGUGAGAAACAACAAACAUUCAAAGGAAGAAGAGGAAGGAGAAGAAGGUGGAGCCUCUGGGGGUGGAGGACAUGAGAAGUCUGUCCUGCAGGCCAAGCUGACCAAGUUGGCCAUUCAGAUAGGUUAUGCUGGUUCAUUCAUCGCUGUGCUCACUGUUGUGAUUCUAAUAGUCCGUUUCUGCGUACAAACCUUUGUUUUGGAAGGCAAACCAUGGGACACAUUUUAUGCAAACCAUUUUGUCAAGUUCUUCAUCAUUGGUGUAACUGUGUUGGUGGUGGCUGUGCCUGAGGGUCUUCCCCUUGCUGUUACACUGUCUUUGGCUUACUCUGUAAAGAAAAUGAUGAAAGAUAACAACUUGGUGCGACAUUUGGAUGCUUGUGAAACUAUGGGUAAUGCAACAGCUAUUUGUUCUGACAAAACUGGAACCCUCACCACUAACCGCAUGACAGUUGUUCAGUCAUACAUCUGUAAUGAAGAUCAUAAGACUACUCCAAAGUUUGAGUCAUUACCACAUGCAGUGGGUGACCUCUUGGUGAACGCCAUUAGCAUCAACUCUGCCUAUACAUCCCGUGUUUUGCCAGGCGACAACCCAGGAGAUCUCCCAAAGCAGGUUGGCAACAAAACAGAAUGUGCACUGUUAGGCUUUGUUUUGGAUCUUGGAAAAAGUUACCAGGUUAUUCGAGAUGAAGUCACUGAAGAAAACUUUCAUCGUGUAUACACCUUCAAUUCAGUACGAAAAUCUAUGUCAACGGUGGUGCCUCGCAAUGGAGGCUACCGCAUUUAUACUAAAGGUGCCUCUGAAAUUGUCAUGAAAAAAUGCUCCUUCAUCCAUGGCAAAGAUGGCAGAUUAGAGAACUUCACAAGGUCAAUGCAGGAACGUCUUGUAAGAGAAGUAAUUGAGCCUAUGGCAUGUAAUGGUCUUCGCACAAUCUCAGUUGCAUAUAGAGACUUUGUCACAGGGAAAGCUGAAAUUAACCAAGUGCAUUUUGACUCGGAGCCACAUUGGGAUGAUGAGGAUAACAUCAUCAACAACAUGACCUGUAUCUGUAUAGUGGGCAUUGAGGAUCCUGUGCGACCUGAAGUGCCUGAUGCCAUUCGAAAGUGCCAGCGGGCAGGCAUCACAGUGCGAAUGGUCACCGGAGACAAUAUCAACACUGCCCGCUCCAUUGCUAGCAAAUGUGGAAUUCUUAAAACUGGGGACAAUAGUCUCAUUCUAGAGGGGAAAGAGUUUAAUAGGAGAGUAAGAGAUGCAUCAGGAAAGAUUCAGCAACAUUUAAUCGACAAAGUGUGGCCAAGCCUGCGUGUCUUGGCUCGUUCCUCUCCUACGGACAAGUAUACCCUGGUGAGAGGUAUCAUUGAGAGUAAAGUGAGCUCUAAUAGAGAGGUGGUGGCUGUCACUGGGGAUGGAACAAAUGAUGGCCCUGCUCUCAAAAUAGCUGAUGUUGGCUUUGCUAUGGGCAUUGCUGGUACUGAUGUUGCCAAAGAGGCAUCAGACAUUAUUCUCACUGACGACAAUUUUACUUCAAUCGUCAAAGCUGUCAUGUGGGGAAGGAAUGUGUAUGAUUCCAUUGCAAAAUUUCUGCAGUUCCAGUUGACAGUAAAUGUUGUUGCUGUCGUUGUGGCUUUUGUUGGUGCCUGUGCCAUUAAUGAUAGUCCUCUCAAGGCUGUACAAAUGUUGUGGGUGAACCUUAUCAUGGAUACUUUGGCUUCCUUGGCACUUGCAACAGAAGCUCCCACACCCGAGCUCCUGCUACGAAAGCCAUAUGGGCGUACUAAGCCUCUCAUCUCUCGCACCAUGAUGAAGAAUAUCCUUGGUCAAGCCUUGUACAUGAUUUGUGUUAUAUUUGUUUUGUUAUUUUAUGGUGAUAAGUUGUUAGACAUUGACUCUGGUCGUUAUGCUGACAUCCGUGACCCGCCAUCCCAGCACUUCACCAUUAUCUUCAACACUUUCGUCAUGAUGACUCUCUUCAACGAAAUCAAUGCACGGAAAAUUCACGGACAGCGCAAUGUGUUCCAGGGUUUCUUUACUAAUCCCAUUUUCUACAGCAUCUGGCUUAGUACACUAGCUAGUCAGAUUGUGAUAGUACAGUUUGGUGGUAUGGCAUUUUCAACGCAAGCCCUGUCACUGGAGCUGUGGUUAUGGUGUCUGCUCUUUGGAUGUGGAGUGCUACUCUGGGGACAGGUUGUCACCUCCAUCCCAACCAAAAAGCUACCUAAGAAUGUAUUCUCGUAUGGAUCAGGGGAGCCUAUUAAUGAUCCUAUUGCUGAUCUGGCCAGUGAAGACAAGCUGGAUUCGGACGGGAAGGACAGCAAGCGGACGGGUCAGAUUUUGUGGAUCCGUGGCUUGACCCGACUCCAGACUCAGUUGAGAGUAAUACGAGCAUUCAAGUCAACCCUGGAAGACUUGGAAGAACGGCGGUCGUGCCAUAGUUUGCAUAGUUUGCGCAUCUCGCGCAGUCAGCAGGGCAACCGGCCCAUGUCAGACAUCAGUUACAUAGAUGAGGACUCUACGAAAAGCCCAAGUCCCAAUAGUGACAAGCGGUGCGGGUCGUGCAACGCAACUGUGCGCCUCGUAACGCCCGUCGAGGAGUCAUCACCCACCACGGCUGAGACCGCCCCCCUGGUACCCCCCGGCAGCCCUCCCCCAGGCGGGCCUGCUGCAGCAGCAACCCAGCAGCUGGGGCACCACCGACCCCACACCCACGCCAACACACAAAAUUCGAGUAGUUAAUGCGUUUCGGCAGGGGCUUGAUGCACGGCCUUCCAACCCAAACCUGGCGGCAGUGCUGAAGAAGCAGACGUCCCUGAGCAAACGGUUGUCCCAGGGGUCUUCACUGGAGUAUGCCGACAUGUGUCCGGAUCCAGAAGAAUUAACAGUGCCAGAGAUCGACGUUGAGCGUUUAUCCUCACACAGUCACACCGAGACUGCUGUGUAGGCCCUAGUGUAGGCCCCCAUGCCGCUUUCUCAGGGCCAACUGCACCUCCAGCAGCAGUAGCAGCACUGGCAGCAACAGUAGUGUGAUCAGCAGCAGCAGCAGCAGCAGCAACAGCCAUUAGCCACUACCGUAGUAGCUAGCGGGUGCCACCUGUGGUGUGGUGCCUAGGUGCUGGGCUCCGUCGCGACUGACAAUGACUGACUGCGAUAAUCAGGGUGGCUCGGGCGGGCUAAGGCGGUGACAGUUCAUGUUUGGGAGAGAGAGAGAAAAAAAAAAAAAAACUGUGGGUGCUGUGCACACCUGUUAUUGGUGGCGGUGGGCUGCCUGGGCUCCCGUGAGUUGUCUUCCUGGGGGCCUGCUGUCCUGCAUCUACCCAGCCUGAACACACCCCUUAAGGGGCAUGCCCAACUGUCCCUCCGCCUGUGCCCACCUCUGGUGCACACCCACACUCACUGGUGUAAGCCAAGGACUCACUUUAACAGUGUGCCGCCGCGCCCGUUGUUUCAUCAUGUCCUACUGUUAAUAGUCUUGUGUAUAGUAAGGGUUGUUAUUGCAUAGUCUACCAAUUAUAGAUAUGGUAAAGGGUUUUUGCCAGAGGGUUAGAUCUGUUGAACAAUACUAAGGACAAAUUACCAUUAUACCUGUAGUCAAAGGACGUUUUAAAACUCUCUAAAGAAGUUGUGGAAACUUGUAUAUUCAUGAAUGUUCUUGGUUCUUGUUUUCUAAAACCAUGUUGGCUGUUCCUGAUACUAGAGUCUAUACAUCUCUGUUUUGUUUAUGUUUGGCAGUAUUGUUUUGUCCAUUUGCUGUGUAUGGAAGAUGAGACCUAGGUUGUAUGACUGGUGGUACCUCUUAGCUUAAGUGGUAUGAUCGUUGCAUUGCUACAAGUUGUGUGGUGGAGCCAGCCUUGUUAUGAGCCCGGCUUCACAACACAACCACUACUGAUGUCUAGGUUUAAUCAGACAUCUUUGCAUUUAAUACUAAUAAUCCUAACAUCAUGGGGGUCGUUUUUAUGGAGCAAUAGUUGUUUUGAAGUAUAUAUAAUAGUGAUGAUGCUUGUCAAUAAUUCAAUCACUGAAGGUAAUUGUCAUGUUAUGUAAUUAACAAUAUUACAAAUGAACUGGUGCACGGUUGUUCACGACCUUAUCACCUGUUAUAAUGUUGGCUAGCCAAUGGAACCAAUUUUAUUUGUUGUGCCCAUGUGAGGAGCACUCCAGAGGCCUGCAAUUGUGUACGGCCACCCUGGGAGUAAGCCCUAGGACUUUUUCAUGCCCCUGCAAGCACUAAGUACUGACCUUGGAUAUUUCCUAGGAUCUAUCUUCAGUGCUCUUGUUAAAAAAUAUGGAAACCCAUAGGGGAGCUUGACUUUACCCAUGGAAAUAUGGCAUUUAAACUUGCCAGUCAACAUCCCCGACCCCACUAAUCCCACCACCUGCUCUUACCCCCCUAAUCCCUCCUCCUCCCUCUGUCUUUCCUCCCCUCUCCAUUCUCCAUCACCAUUCCCAGAAUACCCCUCCCCUAACUAUCACAUUUCACCACUCCAGGUUGACUCGAUGUCUGUUUGCGUGGUCUGCCCUCUACCAUCCUGUUCUUAGGUGUGGCAAAUAUGCAUUAGUUUUAAGUCAGUUCUCUGGGCUGUUCACCAAACCAUUACACAUAACAAAUUGUAGUCAAUAGCGAACAGUUAUUUCAUUCUUUUCCGUAGAGAAAGUGAAGGAUUUUCUAAAUACUGAAAUGUUGUAAAUCCAAUAAAUGUUAAUGUAAAAUGGUAGAGAUAACCAAGAUAAACCUUCUGUAAAUCUUCAGUAAAUCUUCAGUCAUUUUGUGAUGCUCGUCUCUUGACAUGUCAGCCACGACACUCCUUAACCUUAUGUUUGUCAACUAAUUCUAGGACUGAGGAAGUCUAAGAUCACUGGAAGUUUGAUAAGAAAAAGGCCUUGUACUUCUUCUCUUUGUCCAUUAUCUGAUGUGUGUGUGUGUGGGUCCAUGGAUGGUUUGUGCAGUGUGGAGCUGCGAGGCCCAACAUGACUCCUGAGAAGCAAAGGAUAUGAGUCUGGCUUCCGUUGUGAUGAUGCUCUGUCACCAACCAUGCACUCGAACGCGCGUAGUACUUUAGAUUUUUCGUGGAUAUAAACAAAUGGCUUCUAUUGUUAAUAGGAAAGAACAUUACUUGUUGCGUUUGUUAACUUUAAAAAUACAGGUUUUCAAGAGUCCA